CCCAAGUAGCAACAUAUAAAAGAGCUAUUCGCCGAUAAAUAAAUUCACAUUGUAAUAAAAAACAUUUCAAAACUUACUGUAUGGUAUCAGUGAAAUUUAUAUCAGCCGACAAAUUACUCCGACAUGAGGCGAUUCAUUCUUAUUGCCUUUAUUGGCACGUUUCUAACAAGAGACGUUAUGCUGUCGAAAGUUCACCAAUAUCCUUCAAGUCUAGCAUGGUUGUUUGGUUCAAAUAAACUGAAUGAUAAUGAGGAAAAAAAACGAACUGUAUGCGAAUCUGAGGAUUGCAAGAAAAUGGCUAAUAUGAUGUUAGGAAGCAUGAACAAAUCUGUAAAUCCGUGCGACGACUUUUACGAAUACGCAUGCGGAAGAUGGUCGGAGCAAAAUCCCAUUCCAGAAGGAUAUCGCGAGUGGAGUGUGCUUUACAUACUUCAAUUUAACAAAACUGAUAAGCAAGUACAAGAUAUUGUGGAGGAAGAACUUAAGGAGGACGAUCUUAGAGCGGUAAAGCUUGCGAAAAACUGGUACAAGGCUUGCAUGGAUACAGACGCUAUAGAAAAGCAAGGGAUCGAUCCGCUGGUUUCAACCUUAACGCGUUUAGGUGGUUGGCCAAUGAUAAUGGAGCCAAAUCAAUGGGACGAAGAGGAAUAUAGCUGGCAAAAAGUAGAUGAUCAAUAUAUGCGCUUGACAGGAAGAAAUGCUUUUUACGACGUACGCAUAAGCAAGGAUUCAGAUAAUCCAAAAGUAGUAGAGAUUGAUACGCCACAUUUACCACCAGGUUCAAAGACACUACGGUCUAUAAUGAAAUCUGAUAAAGAGGACAGUAAUGAAAAAGGAGACGAAGAACAAAGCAAAAGUGAGGAGGACCCAAGUGACGAGGAGGAACAAAGCAACGAAGUACAUGAACCUGGAAGUGAAGACAAAGAUGAUUUUAAAUUCGUUGACAGUGAUAGUGAUGACUAUGAUGACAGUGAUGAUGAUGAUUAUAAUGAUAGUGAUAAUGAUGAUGAUGAUAACGAUAAUGAUGAUAGCGACGAUGAUGAUAAGAAUGGUAGUGGCGAUAGCGACAAUGAUGAUGAGGAUAGUAGUGGCGAUGACAACGAUAAUGAUGAUGAGAAUGGCAGUGGCAGUUGCGACAAUAAUGAUGACAAUGAUAAUGACAUAAACGAACAGCAUGAAGAUUUUAAAGAGGAAAUGGAGAAAAUUACCAGGAAAAAAAUUACAAAGAUUGUUCAUAAAAGAAACAAAAAAUUACAAUCUGUUGGACAAAUAAAUGGUAGGAUCAUUCAAAAGCAUGACAAUCAUAAGAGAAAUAAAGAAAAAAUUAAAAGGGAGGCAGAAGUUGACAAUAAACACCCGCAUCGUUUUACUCGUCGUAAAAAGUUGCAUGUCCGAAAAGAUAACAGAAGAAAGAACCACGUAAGAAAAGUACAUAUGAAAAAAAUUAAAAAUUUGAGUGCUAAAGACACAACGGCAAUAUCGCAAGUAACAACAGAAAAAGGGAAGAAGAUAACAUUGUUAAGACAAUACGCUGAUCACAUAUCACAUGUAGCUCAUAUUAUAGCUAAAGAGAAAGGUACCAAAAUUUCACAAGAACGUCUCGAUAAAGAUGUUCAAGAUAUGAUCAAGUUUCAACUAAAGUUGAUCCAGAUUAUCCCAACGGAAUCGAUAUUUAAUUUGCUCUUCAAUUUAGAAGUUACACUUAGAGAAUUUCAAGAGUGGUAUGACGAAAAGGAACCUAAAACAGCUAAGAGUAAGAUUGACUGGGUAAACAAAAUUAAGGCAUUGUUUGACGAGGCGUACGAAUCUGUGAAUGAUGAUUUAAAUCUGAACAUUGUUUUGCCAAAUUACAUUGAAGAGCUCGUCUCUCUACUGGAUGAGACGUCAAAUCGUACGAUUGUGAAUUAUAUACACUGGAACUUUAUAAGCAGAAUAAUAAAAACUACAACAAGUGAUAUGACAAAUUUAUAUAAUACAUGGAAAAUAUUUAGCACGGGUGAAGUCCCAAGGGAGAGAUCGGAGAUUUGCACAGAGUCAACAGAGAUAAAAAAUAUUUUAGCGUAUGAAUUUGUAAGAAGAUAUUUUUCUGAUGAUAAAAUGAAAACAGCAUCGAAUAUGAUCAGCGACAUACAAAAGGCAGUCGAAGACUUAAUAAAAAAAUCAAACUGGAUGAAUAACAAAGCUAAAAAUUUUGCCUUAGCAAAAGUAAAGAAUUUGAAAAGAUUUAUUGGAUAUCCGAAUUGGUACAAAAAUACCACAAUUAUUCAAGAGUAUUUUAAAGAGCUCGUUAUCGGUUCGUCGUAUUAUGAGAAUACUCUUCGAUACAACAGAUACGUCAAAUUGAAGAGCCUACGGAAGUUGUCGGAUAAUAAUAAUGAAAUUCAAUUUUUCGAUGAAACAGAUCCAGAGUCAUUAAAUCCAGUUGAAGUAAAUGCUUUUUACAUGCCCUGGCUAAAUGCCUUAGCUGUCACAGCAGCUGAUUUUCAGAGUCCAUGGUACGCUGACGGUCGACCACAAUCUGUUAAUUUUGGUACUAUGGGAUUUAUCAUAGCUCAUGAGAUUAAUCAUGGAUUUGAUAAUACAGGAUACAAAUUCGAUAAGGACGGUGAAUUUCUGGGAUGGUUCUCAUCAAUGGCCGACUCGUACGAUAAAAAGGAGGAUUGUUUUGUGGAACAGUUUAAUAAUUAUCCUAUUGAUAAAAAAACAAAUGAAAAAAUAAAGAAUUACGGUUCGAAGACAACGGGUGAUAACAUCGCGGAUACAAUGGGAUUACAGGCGAUAUUUAAGGCUUAUCAAAGGAAGCAGAAAGAGAGAGAAACACCGGAUGCUGCAUUGCCGGACAUGGAAGAUUUUACCAAUAAUCAAUUAUUCUUUUUAUCCUUUGCCAAUUUAUGGUGCGAAGCAAUCGAUCCAAAUCAAUUAAUGGAUGUCGCAAAAGAAGAUGUUCAUAGUAUCGGACGAUUGAGAGUUAUAGGCUCUGUAUCGAAUUCGGAUGAUUUUGCUACAGCUUAUAAUUGCCCCGUUGGCAGUCCGAUGAAUCCUGAAAAGAAGUGUAAUAUCUGGAACUGAUCGAAAAACAAUCAUCUUAUAAAGUAUAUCAGAAAUAUAUAUUGCAGAAAUCAUUUACUUUAAUGUAUUGAAUAAAAUAAAAGCUAUUUGACUAAA
This is a messenger RNA of Monomorium pharaonis (pharaoh ant), 3165 nucleotides long. RefSeq names its product membrane metallo-endopeptidase-like 1. Gene Ontology annotation, biological process: protein processing. The transcript has 18 exons. The record is from RefSeq and is a predicted model, not a curated record. NCBI's taxonomy places the organism in Eukaryota, Metazoa, Arthropoda, Insecta, Hymenoptera, Formicidae. The coding region runs from base 124 to 3069 and encodes 981 amino acids. Gene Ontology annotation, cellular component: plasma membrane. Gene Ontology annotation, molecular function: metalloendopeptidase activity.